ACUUCACCCCUCUCAAUCUCGCUCAUCACUCUCUCCCUCCUCACGUCGCCAUUAGCGUACCUGCUCUCUCUGUUCUCCAGCUAGCUCAUCAGGGGGAGGAACCAGCACCUGCCUUGCCAUGUCGUCCUCCAUGGUGUCCAAGAACGCGCCGCCGCCGGCCGGGUACGGCGACGGCGAAGGCAGCGUCGUCGAGGCCGCGCCGGUGACGAGCUGCCUGUACCUGCGCCCCGGGGCGGGGGCGCUGGACAGGGACGCCGUGCUGCGCCGCAUCCGCCACCGGAGGCGCCACGACCGCCUCCACGACACGCUGCGCUCCAUGGUGCAGGCGCCGCCGCGGUCCGCUGAGCCGGACGGCAUGGACGGCACCGAACGGCACCUCCCGUGGCCGCUCGACGACGCCUUCUCGGCGCCGUAGCUUUUGUAAUAUAGAAUUAGUCUCUUGUGCAGAUUAAGCAAAUGCACAUGGAACAUGAUCCAGUUCGCCUCUUCUUGUGUAGACUGUCAAGAACAGAUGCAAGUUAAAUAAUCUCGCCGAUGUAGUGCUAGUGCAGUAGAUGUAUGUAUGCAAGUUACUGCAAGGAUGGAGCCAUGGAUAUAUGCAAGGAUUGUUUUGGGA
Molecule: messenger RNA, 616 nt
Organism: Zea mays
Lineage: Eukaryota; Viridiplantae; Streptophyta; Magnoliopsida; Poales; Poaceae
Source: RefSeq, marked predicted